CCCCGGCCCCCCGGGCCCGCCGUUCUCAGCCCUCCAGCGCCUGAGGGAAACUCUGAGGGCGCAGAGGGCCGCAAGGGCCAUGCGCUGGCAGCUUCUCUGCCCUGGGACUGGGCUCCACCAUGGCCCCCGGGAGGGGCUAGCGCUUGGGCCCUGAGCUGGUGAGGUUCCACCCGGCCGAGGAAGAAGAAGGCGCGGCCCCCAGCCCGAAGAGGGGGUCCGGGUCCCAACUCGGCGAGACCACAAGAUGCCGGUGCUGAAGCAGCUGGGCCCCGCGACCCCCAGGAAGCGGCCGGAGCGCGGCGCGCUGUCCAUCUCGGCGCCGCUCGGGGACUUCCGACACACGCUGCACGUGGGGCGCGGCGGCGACGCCUUCGGGGACACGUCGUUCCUGAGCCGCCACGGCGGGGGCCCGCCCCCCGAGCCCGGUGCGCCCGCCCGGCCUCCGCCCGCCGCCCCGCAGCCCCCGCCGGCCGACCCGCUGCUGUCCUUCCACCUGGACCUGGGCCCUUCCAUGCUGGACGCCGUGCUGGGCGUCAUGGACGCGGGCCGCCAGGGGACGCCCGCCGCCCCGCCCCCCGCGAGCGCCCCGUGCCCCGCCAGGGGCCGCUGUAGCCCCCCUCACCGCACAUAAACUGCCCGCCUGCC
Erinaceus europaeus (western European hedgehog) is the source of this 645-nucleotide messenger RNA. It is a transcript of the gene CDC42EP5, whose product is annotated as CDC42 effector protein 5. The coding region runs from base 245 to 631 and encodes 128 amino acids. The transcript has 3 exons. NCBI's taxonomy places the organism in Eukaryota, Metazoa, Chordata, Mammalia, Eulipotyphla, Erinaceidae. The record is from RefSeq and is a predicted model, not a curated record.